This is a messenger RNA of Athalia rosae (coleseed sawfly), 1493 nucleotides long. RefSeq names its product zinc finger protein-like 1 homolog. The transcript is spliced from 3 exons. Gene Ontology annotation, cellular component: Golgi apparatus. The record is from RefSeq and is a predicted model, not a curated record. Lineage: Eukaryota; Metazoa; Arthropoda; Insecta; Hymenoptera; Athaliidae. The coding region runs from base 228 to 1190 and encodes 320 amino acids.
AUCAAACAUGGCCAUGAUCGAGAAUUCUGUAUGGGUAGCGAAUAUAGAAGUGCACGGAUAUAAAUUCGACGAUAUGCGGAUGAGGUUACCCCGACAUGCAAGAGACUUUUAACGCAUCCGAAAAUCUGGUUAUUCGUUGUUUGAAACCCCAGAUAACUAACAUGGUGUGUAUGUGUGCGUGUGCCGGUUAGAGCUGAUUAAAGUCAUACCAGAACAUUGCUGUGAAAAUGGGGCUCUGCAAAUGUCCAAAGAGAAAAGUAACGAACCAAUUUUGUUUCGAGCAUCGCGUCAACGUUUGUGAGCAUUGCAUGGUCACAAAUCACCCAAAGUGCGUAGUGCAGUCGUAUCUCCGAUGGCUGAGAGACAGUGAUUAUAGUCCUGCCUGCACUUUGUGUGCAGGAGCAUUGACCGAUGCGGACUGUGUGAGGCUUACGUGCUACCACGUAUUUCAUUGGGCUUGUGUCGACGCAUAUGCCAGGAACUUACCACCAACUACAGCUCCUGCUGGAUACACCUGCCCUACAUGUGGAAUUGAGAUUUUCCCACAACCCAAUCUUGUCUCAUCUGUCGCAGAUGUGCUCAAGGCAAAAUUGGCCGGUGUCAAUUGGGCCCGAGCAGGACUGGGAUUGCCAUUGUUGAGCGAUGACAGAGAGCGGAAGCCUGCGCAGGAACGGAAGGUCUCUGUGUCAGAGGUUUCUUUGUCUUAUCAAAGUCACACUACAACCCCCUCACCCAGCAUAGCAACACCCAGGACGAGUAGCAAUGUUAAUUCGAUAAACUCCAACAGCAACAGCAUUCAUUCCUCUGCCCAAAAGUCAGGGCCACCUUAUUCUGUCGUCAACGUAGAACCUUCCAUGCCAUUCUCCAAUCAAGCUACAAAGAAAGUAUUCGAAGCAUACGACGAUCCCAAAGAUCUCCCAUAUGACCACGACGAGAAUAAGUAUCAACGGAAGUCAGCUAUCGAAUGGUUUCUUAGGUGGUGGAAGCUUAUUUCCAGGACACCCGCACGCAGGCGGAAUUCUUCGGGGUCCCUGUACAAGAGAUAUGUCAUGGUCACUGUUCUUUUGUUCUUCGCAUUUGUAGGAAUUAUCAUAAUAUUUUCGUGGUUGGGCAGGAUAGCCACAGACGGCGACCCCAGUUUCGACGUCAAUAAGAAUACAUUGAUAAGACUGGAGGACAAGCAAGAAUAGAUUAUAGUUUAAGUUAAAACUGAACUCUACGAGAGAAUGAUAACGGUAUUUUGCGAUACCCUAAAAAAAAUUUAAUACCUGUUUAAUGCACAGUGUCAUAGGACAUGAGAAGCAUCGUUGAGUAAAGCUGUCAUCUCAUGCUUCGAAAAAAAUUACCUAAUUAUUUUCCAUAGUCAAUCAAUUCUCAUAUAAUAUAAUAAUAAUUGUAGAAACAAAAUGUACAUUUCCACUAACUAUAUUGUAACCGAUGUUUCGUUAUAUCGCCGAAAUAAUAUUCUCGUGAUAAUAUAGGCGUACUUCUAA